AAAACUAUUGUACAUGCAUGUACGGUAUACGGUAUGUUAUGCAUGGGCGCAUGGGCACACUGAACGAGAAGUGCAUACAUUACACAAAGGCUGUUUGUUGUUGAAUUGUGGAAACCAUCCUGAACUGACGAAGAUCGUGCAGCAACCUUCCCCUUCUCAUUCGAAUAAAAAAAUCAACUGAUUGUACGGGAAAAAGGAACUGAAUUCUCAGACUCAAGCCAGGCAAGGAAGGUACGCCUCCCAGUCCCACACCGGCUACGUACGGGAGGCUGUAAUUGAAACCAAACGGGAAAUCCAGAUCUUGAACUUUCAGAGAGUGCUUUUACAGAAUGGAGACCACAGAGAAUGGAGGUUCUGUACUUCUGUUUUUCUGCAAUGGCAAAAAGGUCAUUGAGAAAAACCCUGAUCCAGAAAUGACACUCCUAGUUUACCUGCGAAAGAAAUUGGGUUUGACAGGAACCAAGCUAGGAUGUGCAGAAGGAGGAUGUGGAGCCUGCACUGUAAUGGUGUCAUCAUACAACAGAAAUACCAGCAAAAUUGUUCACCAUGCAGUGAAUGCCUGUCUAGCUCCUGUAUGCUCUGUACAUGGUGCAGCAGUGACAACAGUAGAAGGAAUUGGAAGCACCAAGACAAAACUACAUCCUGUGCAGGAACGGAUUGCAAAGGCUCAUGGGUCACAGUGCGGCUUCUGUACGCCUGGCAUUGUGAUGUCCAUGUAUGCCCUCCUUAGAAACAAACCACAGCCUACCAUGGAUGACAUUCAUGGAGCAUUUGAGGGGAAUCUGUGUCGUUGUACUGGUUACAGACCUAUUCUGCAAGCUUACAAGACAUUUACAAAGAAGGAUGGGUGUUGUGGAGGAGGUUGUCAGAAUGGUCCAUCACAAAACAACAGUGUACCUGAUAAUAAAGAGGAAUCAGGACUUUUGUUUGACCCAAAAGAAUUCUCAAAGUAUGAUCCUUCUCAAGACCUCAUCUUCCCACCAGAUCUAUUGCUUAGUGCAAAUGAACCUGCACAGACAGUGUGUUUCCGAGGGGAGCGUGUCACAUGGUUCCAACCUGUGACCUUUGAUGAACUUCUUGAUCUCAAGGUCAAAUAUCCUCAUUCCAAGCUCAUCGGUGGAAAUUCAGAAAUUGGUGUAGAAGUAAAAUUCAAGAAUCAGCUUUACCCGGCCUUGGUAUCUGUCACUCAAAUCCCUGACCUGACUAAGAUAGAGGUCAGUGAUGAUGGUGUAGUCAUAGGGUCAUCGGUCAGUUUAACAUGUAUGGAUGAAUUCUUUAAAGACUAUAUCAAGGACCACCCUGGUCACAAGAACAGAAUAUUUGAAGCUAUUGUUGAAAUGUUGAGGUGGUUUGCUGGUCCACAGAUAAGAAAUGUGGCUGCUGUAGGGGGCAACAUUGUGACUGGUAGUCCUAUCUCAGACUUAAACCCUAUAUUCAUGGCUGCUAGGUGCACCCUGGAAUUGGUAUCACAAUCUGAAGGGUCAAGACAUGUUAUUAUGGAUGAAAACUUCUUUACUGGAUAUAGGAGAAACAUCAUCAAACCUGAUGAAGUACUUAAGUCGAUAACCAUCCCAUUUACAAAACAGAAUGAAUACUUCUUUGCUUACAAGCAAUCACCCCGUCGUGAGGAUGACAUUGCUAUUGUGAAUGCUGGUAUGAGAGUUGUGUUGGAAGAAGGAACUAGGGUAAUCCAAGAUGUGAGUCUAGCAUAUGGAGGAAUGGCUGCUACAACUGUACUAGCUCUGAAGACAAUGCAGAAACUAAUGGGAAAGAAGUGGGAUGAAUCCAUGCUUGAUGCUACCUUCUCAUGCCUUGCUGAAGAUCUACCCCUUCCUGCUGGUGCUCCAGGGGGAAUGGAGUCUUACAGGAAAUCACUGACCAUCAGCUUCUUCUUCAAGUUUUAUCUCAUGGUAUUAGAUCAACUUUCAGCCAAUCAGCAAUCAGUUGCCAGUGAAUGCAUUCCAUCCAACUUUAAAUCGGCUACUUCAGUUCACCAUCAGCAAGCUAUCAAUGCUACUCAGUUCUAUCAGGAGGUUGCCCCGGGACAACCCAGUCAAGAUCCCGUCGGUCGUCCACUCGUCCAUAAAUCAGCUUACAAACAGACCACUGGUGAAGCAGUCUAUAUUGAUGAUAUGCCUAGCAUAGCAGGCGAGCUGUAUUUGGCCUUUGUGAUGAGUCAGAAAGCACAUGCAAAAAUCAUAUCCAUUGAUCCAUCCAAGGCGUUGUCACUAGAGGGCGUGCAUGAUUUCUUGAGCUAUAAGGAUGUGUUAGGAAGCAAUCACGUUGGAUCUGUCUUCCAUGAUGAAGAACUAUUAGCAACAACAGAGGUUCACCAUGUAGGACAGCCAAUAGGAGCUAUCAUUGCAGAGACACAGGCCUUGGCACAGAGAGGUGCAAGAUUGGUACAGAUAGAAUACGAGGAGUUGGAAUCUAUCAUUACUAUCGAGGAUGCCAUCGCUAGGCAAUCAUUCUUCCCUGUCACCAAAGGCUUCAAGAAUGGUGAUGUUGAGGAGGCCCUAGAGAAGUCUGAUCAUGUGAUCGAGGGUGAGAUGAAGGUCGGAGGUCAAGAGCAUUUCUACCUUGAGACGCAGUGUGCCUUCGCUAUUCCUAAAGGGGAGGAUGGGGAGAUUGAGAUAUUUGUUUCAACACAACAUCCAACAGAAGCUCAGAAAAUCACAUCCAUAGCUCUAGGUGUCCCAUUCAAUCGUAUUGUCUGUCGUACCAAGCGUAUUGGAGGUGGAUUCGGAGGAAAGGAAAGUAGAAGCUCAAUGCUAGCUGCAAUAUGUGCUCUUGCUGCCAACAAACUGAAUCGACCUGUGAGAUACAUGUUGGACAGAGAUGAGGAUAUGAUAUCUACAGGGGGUAGGAAUCCCUUCCUAGGUCGUUACAAGGUUGGUUUCACCAACGAGGGUAAACUUACUGCAUUGGAUAUUGACUUGUAUGGCAAUGCUGGAUAUAGUUAUGACCUCUCUGCUGCUGUACUUGAACGAGCAGUGACGCAUAUUGAUAAUGUCUACCGUUUCCCCAUUUCACGAGUCUAUGGCCGUCUCUGUCGCACCAAUCUUCCAUCCAACACUGCAUUCAGAGGCUUUGGAGGGCCUCAGGCAAUGAUCAUCUGUGAAUCCUUCAUGACGGACAUUGCAAUCAAGUUAGGACUUUCACAAGACAAGGUGAGAGAGUUGAAUUUCUAUUCUGAGGGUGAUGUGACUCCAUGUAGUCAGGUGUUGAAUGGAUGUCAGCUAAGACGAUGCUGGGAACAGUGCCUUGAGAAGAGCAACUAUCACACCAGGAGAAAGAAUGUGGAUAUCUUUAACAGUGAGAACAGGUGGAAGAAGCGAGGUCUUGCCAUUACACCUACCAAGUUUGGUAUAUCAUUCACUGCUCGUUUCUUGAACCAGGCUGGUGCCCUUGUACACAUCUACACAGACGGUUCAGUGCUGGUAACCCACGGUGGUAUUGAGAUGGGACAGGGGCUUCAUACCAAGAUGAUACAGGUUGCUUCAAGAACUCUAGGAAUACCAGAGAGUAAGAUUCACCUGUCAGAGACUAACACCAGUAAAGUACCAAACACAUCACCCACUGCCGCUAGCACUGGCUCAGAUCUCAACGGCAAGGCCAUUGAGGUUGCUUGUCAGACACUCAAGCAGAGGUUAGAGCCUUACAUGCAUGCUAGUCCUAAAGGAAAUUGGGAUGAUUGGGUUGAUGCUGCAUACAGGGACAGAGUGAGUCUCUCAACUACAGGUUUCUACAAGACUCCCGAUCUUACGUACGACUGGGAGAAGAAUGAGGGCAAGUUAUUUCAUUACUUCUCUUGGGGCGUGGGUGUGUCCGAGGUGGAGAUCGACUGCCUGACUGGAGAUCAUACCACACUCAGGACUGACAUUGUCAUGGAUGUCGGAAACAGCAUCAAUCCCGCCAUUGAUAUCGGUCAGAUUGAAGGUGCCUUCACCCAGGGGUAUGGUUUGUUCACUCUUGAAGACCAUAGAUGGAGUCCUAAGGGUCACCUGCUUACCAGGGGACCCGGUUUCUAUAAGAUACCAGGGUUUGGUGAUGUUCCUCCAGAGUUCAAUGUAUCACUCCUGAAGAAUGCUGCAAAUCACAACACCAUCUGCUCUUCAAAGGCCGUCGGUGAGCCUCCUCUAUUCCUUGGUUCGUCCGUCUUUUUUGCCAUCAAGGAUGCCAUCUUGGCAGCAAGAUCUGAUGAAGGCCUUGGAAACUUCACCCUUAACAGUCCAGCAGUAGCAGAACGGAUUAGAUUAGCCUGUGUUGACCAGUUUACAAAAUUGUUUCCGGAAGCCGAGCCAGGGACAUACACACCUUUCUUUGUCAGACCCUAGAUAGAUUUCGACUAUGGAGGAAGAUUUUUCCAUUUGUACAUUUUUUUUAGAUUCCCUCAGGAAAAUAACUUUUAUGUGUGUAUGUUUUUUUUUUUUUUGCGACUUAACCUUUCUAUUAGCUGUGGAAAAUUAAGAUGCAUUACAUCUUUUUUUCUAGAUCCAUCAUUAUUUCUAGUUAUUAUUAUUCCAUAGGUCUGUUUCAUAAAUGAUUUUAGUUGCAAAAGUUGUGAUUGACGAAUGCAUUAUUAUAGAAAUUAUUUUAUGAUCUCAUUGACUACAAGAAGACCUGUCACACAUUGUUAGGUGUGGCAUCCCCCUUACAAUCAUUGCAUGUCCUGUAUGAUCUGCCUAAUGUGUCAUAUGAAGACAUAAAACUAUAAAUAUUUGUGUGACUCU
Messenger RNA from Lytechinus variegatus (green sea urchin), 4733 nucleotides. Its product is annotated as xanthine dehydrogenase/oxidase-like. NCBI's taxonomy places the organism in Eukaryota, Metazoa, Echinodermata, Echinoidea, Temnopleuroida, Toxopneustidae. The transcript is spliced from 33 exons. Gene Ontology annotation, molecular function: FAD binding; molybdenum ion binding; 2 iron, 2 sulfur cluster binding. The coding region runs from base 330 to 4337 and encodes 1335 amino acids. The record is from RefSeq and is a predicted model, not a curated record.